AUGGCAAAGUUUGGUUUCUGGAAAACGAAGGUGGAGAAAUUCUUUAUCGCGCGAGAAGAAAAGCCGAAAAGGCUGCUUCCUUCGCUGCGUAUGAUUUUAUUCAUCUUCGGAAUCUUUUACGCCUGGCCUGACGAGGGUCUGGAUACGAACGCUCUCUGGUGGUAUCGUUUGAAGGGUAUUCUGUUCCGGAUCUUGUUUAUUCAUCUGAGCAUUGCAACACAGAUCGCUUACAACUUCACGGUGACUACGCGUCAGGAAUUGUUUGCGGGAAUGUUCAUACUCCUAACCCAGAUUGUACUGAUUCUGAAGAUGGAAUUCUUCUACAAAAAUGUGUCCCAAAUACAACAGCUUGUCCGCAGAUUGGAAGGCGAGCUGUACUUGCCACGAAGUGCCGAGGAACAUGUACCAUUGGUACGGGCACGUAGAAAUACCACCAUAUUCUGGACCGUUUACUUUAUCUUCUCCGAUGGGUUAGUGGCAAACUGGCUAGUACUGUCUUGCAUCUACUCUACCAUGAUAGUUCCAUCAUGGCCUGGAGCGGAUGAUACGUCAUCGUACUGGAGAUUUUACCUGGUGCUAGUCUAUCAGUCCUCUGCCCUCUUUCUCAAUGCGUCGUUUAAUAUUUCCUGGGACUCGCUGGUAGCUGCACUACUUGCCCUCACGAAUGCUCACCUCCAUCGGUUACAGAUACAGCUCAUGAAGGUAGGACAUCAGGACGCUAAGCGAGGCGUCGAUAAUAAAAACAUUAUAAUGGUGGCGACGGUUGCCAAAUAUAAAAAUGCAAGUGAUGAAAUUUACAACGAACUGCUGCAGUGUAUCGUCUUUCACCAGGAAGUAACUGGGUUCCUUCGAGACGUGUUAAAACUGUUCAGUGGACCAAUGCUGUGCCAACUUUAUUGCUCCGUGCUGAUACUCUGUAUUACGGAGUUUCGUCUGCUAACGGAUGUAACCACAACAGUAGAAACAUCCAAGGCGCUUUGCUACCUAAUUUGCCUCAUUAUACAGGUGGUACAGUAUUGCUAUUUUGGAAACGAAAUUAACUACAUGUCCCAAAAGAUACACCAAGCGACGGCAUUCAUGAAUUACCCGGAUAUGGACAUCAGAACGCGAAAGUUACUGAUAGCUUUUCAACAAUUAACCGCCAAAGGCAUAAAGUGUAGUGCAAGAAAGAUAUUUACCAUCGAGCUAAGCAUGCAAACCUUUGUGACGGUAAGCAUAACAGUUGGUGGUGACGUCAUGCGGUGCGUCAUGAUUGAUUAA
Messenger RNA from Anopheles marshallii, 1260 nucleotides. RefSeq names its product odorant receptor Or1-like. The transcript is spliced from 8 exons. Bases 1 to 1260 code for a protein of 419 amino acids. Gene Ontology annotation, cellular component: plasma membrane. Gene Ontology annotation, biological process: sensory perception of smell; detection of chemical stimulus involved in sensory perception of smell. Gene Ontology annotation, molecular function: odorant binding; olfactory receptor activity. NCBI's taxonomy places the organism in Eukaryota, Metazoa, Arthropoda, Insecta, Diptera, Culicidae. The record is from RefSeq and is a predicted model, not a curated record.